CCCACCACCACCAAAACCCAACAAUGGCGCACGACACCCCCGCCCCCCCACCACCACCACCAACACCCAUCCUCAUCAUUGGCGCCGGCCCCGUCGGCCUCUUCCUCGCCCUCCUCCUCGCGCAGGCCAACCUUCCCGUCCUCCUCCUCGAAGCAUCCACAUCCCCCGACCCCGCCCCCAAAGCGAUGACGCACCUGCCGAGCAUCCUGCCGGACUUCCGCGCCGCGGGCGUGUACGACGCCCUCGUUGCUGCGGCGCGAGGGCUUGUGGAUCAGGGGAUUUGCUUUCGCGAUGCGCAGACGGGGGUGGUGCUGGCAGAGAUGCCGAGGCCGGGUAAAGGCGUUGGUGAGGGCCCCCUCACGGUCCCCCAGCCCACCUUCUGCAAUAUCCUGCGCCAGAAACUGCAGGAGUUUCCACACGUCACCCUCCGCGCCGGCGUCGCGGUCAAGAGCCUCACGCAGCAGCGCAACGGCGUCGAGGUCCUCGCUGAGGCCUUCUCCUCUUCCCCCUCUUCCUCAGACACCCUCACCUUCACAGCCCGCUACGUCGUCGCCGCCGACGGCGCGCACAGCGCUGUCCGCACUGCCGCGGGCAUACCCUUCGAGGGCGCGACGCUCCCGCGCAGACUUGUCGCGUGCGAUGUCAGGUACGACUUUACGGGCCGCGCGGGCUGGGUCGGAGGGAAUUUUCUGGCGGGGAGGGAGUGGGCGGGCUUGGUGGGCCCGAUUUUAGCUCCUGAGGCGGGGGCUGAGGGCGAGGGCGAGGAUGAGGGCGAUGGUGUGGGCGAGGGAAUAGGAGAGGGUGUGGGGAACGGGAAGGGGAAGAAGACUGUUGGGUUGUGGAGGGUGUCGUUCAGCGUCCCAGAAGAAGAAUGGCUCGAUACACCCGCCGCGCUGGACGCGCUCGUGCGCCAGCGCCUGGGAAAGAUGCUCCCCGAAGGCGGCCCCGAUCCCCUCGACGCCUGCACCAUCGAGCGCGUGGCGCCGUACCGCGCGCAGCAGCUGUGCGCCGCCACGUUCAGGAAGGCCAAUGUGCUGCUUGUGGGGGACGCCGCGCACUUGACAAACCCCUACGCCGGCCUCGGCCUCAACACCGGCCUGCUCGACGCUUCGUCCCUCGCCACCGUCCUCUCCGCGCACCUGCUCCGCGGCGCCCCACCCCAGCUGCUCGAUGCCUGGGCCCGGGCCCGCAGAGAUACGUUUGUGAAUGCUGUGGACCCGGUUUCUCGCGCUGCGUUUUGGAGCUUGCUCGAUCCGGAUGUGGCGACGCUGCGAGAACGGCAUCCGGUGCUGAGGGCUGUGGGUGGUGGGGCGGGUGGUGGUGUGGGGGGGAGGGAUGGUGCGGUGAAGGGGAAGCCAGCGAAAGGACCGAUGGCGCUGAGGACGGAUGUAAGGGCGCUGGAGGGGUGGGUUGACUAACUCUGUCCUUGAAUCUGUGGGGGCGUUCUUUUGGGCGGGGUGGUUGUGCAUGGGUGGUUGUAAAUGGGUGGUUGUAAAUCAUAAUAGUAAUAGUUGA
Aplosporella prunicola CBS 121167 is the source of this 1515-nucleotide messenger RNA. RefSeq lists its product as uncharacterized. The record is from RefSeq and is a predicted model, not a curated record. The transcript is spliced from 2 exons. The coding region runs from base 24 to 1418 and encodes 464 amino acids. NCBI's taxonomy places the organism in Eukaryota, Fungi, Ascomycota, Dothideomycetes, Botryosphaeriales, Aplosporellaceae. Gene Ontology annotation, molecular function: FAD binding.